This is a messenger RNA of Adineta ricciae, 209 nucleotides long. The record is from the annotation of a GenBank genome assembly. Lineage: Eukaryota; Metazoa; Rotifera; Eurotatoria; Adinetida; Adinetidae.
AUUUCUCAACGCGUUAGCCCUAUGUUUUUCUCUAGGAUCCUUAUGAAAUCCUAUGGGAUUCGAUAGAAAUCCGACGGGAUCUGAACGGUUCCGAUCAUAUCCUAUGGUGGGAUGGAUCGACCGGGGAAGCGAAUCAAAAAUCUUAUUCCUAUUUAGAUCAAAUGUCCUAUGAAUCAAUAUUUAAUGGUGAGUUCGAUUUUGAAAGUUAA